GUUACAUUAAUAAUUUUAGACCAAUCAAACAUACAAACACUCCAUGUUCAUAUCACCACCCAAGUAAAAUUCAAUGAAAAGUCACAACCCAAAUAUAAAAAAUUGCUUUAUUAAAGUUUAGAACCAUAACCAAGUGUGUUUGUAAACAUCAAAAACUUGUAUUUAAAUCCAAAUAUUGUAUUCUAGUACCCCACUUGAAAAUUUAUUACCUACCCACACAACUUGCUUCUGAUCCUCAUCCAUUAACAAUUCAAAUAAUGACAAACAAAUCUUCAAAGUCCAACCAAUUGAAUCCAGAAAUUUUAAGUCGUUUCUGAUCCAAAAUCCAAUCCAUACCCAAAAAUCAAAAAAUGAGUUUGAACAAAGCAAACUCAGUAAGAUUAUCAAAACCCAAAUCAGUCCUUCCAUAUGAAACCCAAAAGCUUAACAAUCUAUACAAUUUAGGCAAAAUCCUAGGGCAAGGUCAAUAUGGAACCACAUAUUUAUGCACAGAAAACUCCACCGGACAAAAAUACGCCUGCAAAUCAAUACCCAAAAGGAAGCUUAUAUGUAAAGAAGAUUGUGAAGAUGUUUGGAGGGAGAUUCAAAUAAUGCACCAUUUAGCAGAACACCCAAAUGUAGUGACAAUAAAAGGAGCAUAUGAAGAUUCAAUUCAUGUUCAUUUGGUAAUGGAAUUGUGUGAAGGUGGAGAGCUUUUCGAUCGAAUCGUAGAGAAAGGACAGUAUAGUGAAAGAGAAGCAGCUAAAUUGAUGAAGACGAUUGUGGGUGUUGUUGAAGCUUGUCAUUCGUUAGGGGUUAUUCAUAGAGAUCUUAAGCCUGAGAAUUUCUUGUUUCAGACUACUCUUCAGGAUUCUGUGCUUAAAUCUACUGAUUUUGGUCUUUCGGUGUUUUUUCAGCCAGGGGAUAGCUUUAGUGAUGUGGUUGGGAGUCCAUUCUAUGUAGCUCCAGAAGUAUUGAAGAAACUUUAUGGGCCAGAAGCUGAUGUUUGGAGUGCAGGUGUUAUAUUAUACAUCUUACUUUGUGGUGUUCCUCCUUUUUGGGCUGAAACUGAUGCAGGGAUAUUCAAGCAGAUAUUGCAAGGCAAGAUCGACUUUGAGACACGACCAUGGCCAAGCAUCUCCGAUGGUGCAAAGGAUUUAAUUACCAAAAUGCUUGAAAGAGAUCCCAAGAAAAGACUCACAGCCUUUCAAGUGCUUAGUCAUCCAUGGAUUGUGGAUGAUACAAAUGUACCUGACAAGCCUCUUGACUCUGCUGUUUUAUCACGCUUGAAGCAAUUUUCUGCCAUGAACAAGAUUAAGAAGAUGGCUUGCCGGGUGAUAGCAGAGAGACUUUCAGAAGAAGAAAUUGGCGGUUUAAAAGAGCUAUUCAAAAAAAUAGACAAAGAUCGUAGUGGAAGUAUAACAUUUGAUGAGUUGAAAAAUGGCUUACGAAGGGUUGAUUCAAAGAUUAAGGAAUCUGAAAUUCAGGAUCUUAUGCAUGCAGCAGAUGUGGAUGAAAAUGGAAGCAUAGACUAUGGAGAAUUUGUUGCUGCAACUCUUCACUUAAACAAGUUAGAGAGAGAAGAGAAUUUGGCAUCUGCAUUUGCAUACUUUGACAAAGAUGGUAGUGGUUAUAUUACUAUUGAUGAGCUCCAACAAGCCUGCAAAGAACUUGGUCUCAAUGAUCAUCACCUUGAACAUUUUAUCAAAGAGAUUGAUCAAGAUCAUGAUGGGCAAAUAGAUUACGGAGAAUUUGUUGCGAUGAUGAGGAUGGGAAAUGGAGUUGGCGGAAGGAGAACCAUGAGAAGCAAUAUUAAUUGUGAUGCUGCUGCUCAAUCUCUUCAGGAAUCCCACACAUCAUUUAAUGACAAUUAGAGUUCAAUUGUUUCUUUUUUAUCAUCAAACAUAAUUUCCUUAUUUUAGGAUAUUAAUUUACCUUAGGAGAUGUGGGGGAAUUAUUUACCUUGAAAUCAAUUUCUUUUUUAAUUUAUAUUUUUAAUUUACUCUUAUUUAUCUCUAUUACAAUUGUUUCAGUAA
Amaranthus tricolor (Joseph's coat) is the source of this 2015-nucleotide messenger RNA. Its product is annotated as calcium-dependent protein kinase SK5-like. Gene Ontology annotation, cellular component: nucleus; cytoplasm. The transcript has 7 exons. Lineage: Eukaryota; Viridiplantae; Streptophyta; Magnoliopsida; Caryophyllales; Amaranthaceae. Gene Ontology annotation, biological process: peptidyl-serine phosphorylation; intracellular signal transduction; protein autophosphorylation. The record is from RefSeq and is a predicted model, not a curated record. Gene Ontology annotation, molecular function: calcium-dependent protein serine/threonine kinase activity; calcium ion binding; ATP binding. The coding region runs from base 351 to 1853 and encodes 500 amino acids.